AUGCGUCUUCCGCUAACCUUACUCCUUGCGCUCCUUGCAUACGACUCGGUCUACGCGACACCGGCAAAACGCCAUUAUUCUACACACGACUACUAUGUACUGGAACACAACCCUCAUGCAGGUGCUUCGCUGGCCGACUGUGCAAGUUCGCUGGGAGUAGAGAUCGUCGAGCAGGCGGGAGCUCUUCAAGACCACUGGCUUGUGCGUGCUCCGAAGCCGUCGUCGCUACUGGGCAAGCGGCAUGCGGAUGCGGUAAUGCAAGCUCUUGAAGACCUGCAGACGCGCGCGCAGUUGAGCGGAUUCUCAGCAAGAUCUGAGGAUGCGCUUCGGAGUCGAGACAUCGUGUCCUCCGUAAAAUAUCUUGCCCCUCAGACCCUUCGUCAGCGCACGAAACGCGCGCCUCCUCCACCAAUCUCGCCUGGGGGGGAUGGAGAUAUCGAGAGUUCUGCAUCUGUUGCGCAGCGUAUGGGCAUCACAGAUCCUGAGUUUGGAAGGCAAUGGCACAUCGUCAACGAUGCGUCCCCGCACAACAUGAUGAAUGUGACGGGUGUAUGGGAUAUGGGCAUUACAGGCAAGGGCGUCAUUAGCGCUUUAGUCGACGAUGGCUUGGACUACACCAGUGACGACCUCGCGGCUAACUUUUAUGCCUACGGCUCAUACGACUUCAACGACCAUCUGGAUCUCCCAACACCCACUCUCUUCGACGACCACCACGGAACCCGCUGUGCAGGCCAGAUAGCCGCCGUCAAGAAUGAUGUUUGCGGUGUUGGCAUCGCGUAUGAUUCGAAAGUUGCCGGGCUCCGUAUUUUGUCUGGUCCUAUCUCGGACGUCGACGAGUCCGCCGCGCUCAACUACGACUACCAGAACACAUCCAUCUUCUCGUGUAGCUGGGGACCGCCAGAUGAUGGCAGGUCCAUGGAGGGCCCCGGAUACCUUAUCAAGAAGGCCAUGGUCAACGGUAUUCAGAACGGUCGCCAGGGCAAAGGGUCAAUUUUCGUCUUCGCGAGUGGUAACGGUGGGAGAAGCGCAGACCAGUGCAAUUUCGACGGCUACACGAACAGUAUCUUUUCGGUCACCGUUGCUGCAGUCGACUACCGCGGCCUCCACCCGGACUACUCGGAAGCAUGUGCUGCGAACAUGGUGGUCGCAUACUCGUCAGGAAGUGGCAACCAGAUCACUACCACUGACCGCGGUAAGAACAAGUGUGCUCACUCUCAUGGUGGUACAUCCGCUGCUGCGCCCAAUGCGGCUGGUAUAUUUGCACUCGCUUUACAAACGAGACCUGAUCUGUCAUGGCGUGAUGUCCAGCAUCUCUGCGUGAAGACCGCACAGAUGAUCAAUCCGGAUGAUCCUGACUGGGAAACCACGGCCGCGGGCAACCGCUUCAGCUACAAGUAUGGCUACGGCGUUAUCAACGGCUACGAGUUCAUCAAGGCCGCGCAGGCCUGGCAGCUUGUCAAGCCUCAGGCGUUCAUCGACCUCCAGACAGUACAGAUUGCCAAUGGCAGCAUGAACAUCUUCCAUACGAUGACCGGUGGCGAGCCCAUUGUACCCGGUGGUGUGACGAAUAGCAUUGAGGUCACACAGUCGAUGCUCGACGAGAACAAUUUCGAGAAGCUCGAGCACAUUACGGUGAAAGUCUGGAUUACGCAUACUCGUCGUGGUGAUGUCGAGGUCGAGCUUGUAAGCCCGAACGGAAUACGCAGCAUUUUGGCGGCGACACGCUAUGGGGAUUCGGCCAAGACUGGGUUCCCAGGUUGGACGUUCAUGACAGUGAAGCACUGGGAUGAGAAUCCAGUGGGCAAGUGGUCUCUCCGUGUAAACGACCAGAACAAGGAGGACGAAUCUGGCGCAUUCCUUGGCUGGACGAUGACGGUCUGGGGAUCCGUCAAAGACGCGACCAAACCCCUCAAAGUCUAUGAUGUUCCUGUCAUCGAUUCUCUCUUGCCGCCGGCCGCGGAGGGUAGCAGCGACAGCCACAUAUCGACACCCAUUCCGACGGCUACUACGACCAAGACAUUCUCGAAGCCAACUGCGGGCCUUCCUGGCGACCACGGCGACAAAGAGGGCGAGAAUCACAAGCCCGCAUUCCCCGGCAGUCAGCCCACCACCACCAAGCCGGCCGAGGACGUCGCGGACCCCGCGAAGACAUCCACCAGCACGACGACCACGCCGACGCCGGAUGAGGGAUGGUUCGCGGAUCUGUCGAAUUUGGUCACGAACCAGAUGUGGUUCUUCGUUGCAAUUGGCGCGGUCAUCGUAUUCUCGAUUGCUGUCGGCGUGUUCUUCUGGCGACGCCGCGCACGCAGGCGGGCGCAGUACAGCACCCUCCCCGAGAGCGACGACGUCGCGAUGAGCUCGAUAGGCCGCAGCACACAAGGCGGGCAGCGCACGAAAGAGCUGUACGAUGCGUUUGGCGAGGUGUCGGACGACGAAGACGCGGAUGAAGAGACGCGGCUGCACCCGCAGGGCCCAUCGCCCGGCAUCAACCUACAUUCAGGAUUUUUGGACGACGAUCCGUCGACUGCGGGAGGCAUCACGCCCACGAGAUACAGGGAUGAGCCGGAGUCGGAGCAUAUAGAACCCACCCACCACGAACCGCAGGGGGAGCGAUCGGACAGUCCAGCGAGCGGGAGCGGCGAUGGCAGCUGGGAGCAUGCAUCUGAGACACGGUAGUGUCUCAAGAACAAUAUGUCUCUCGUUUACGUUAUGUUGUAAUGUUCUGGAUAUGUGGAGGAGAUAAUGGUAUUUAUGUGAUAC
This is a messenger RNA of Postia placenta MAD-698-R-SB12, 2760 nucleotides long. RefSeq lists its product as hypothetical. Bases 1 to 2676 code for a protein of 891 amino acids. NCBI's taxonomy places the organism in Eukaryota, Fungi, Basidiomycota, Agaricomycetes, Polyporales, Adustoporiaceae. The record is from RefSeq and is a predicted model, not a curated record. Gene Ontology annotation, biological process: protein processing. Gene Ontology annotation, cellular component: Golgi membrane; trans-Golgi network. Gene Ontology annotation, molecular function: serine-type endopeptidase activity. The transcript is spliced from 5 exons.